AUGCGCACCUCCCUCCUCGCCGUCCUCCUCGCCUUCUCCACCACCGCCUUCACAGCACCAACUGCACCCCCAACCCCGCGCUCCCUCAUAACCGACGUCGGCGCCGCCCUCUCCGACCUCGAAGCCGGGCUCGGUGUUACCGCUGCUGAAGACAAACUCGACGCCCUCCUCGGCAACAGCCUGACCAAACUCGAAGACGCCCUCGGUGUCACGUUCGCCGAGUACGCGCUCGGUCUGCUCGAGCAGGGCGCCGCGCCCGGUACGAUCCAAGCCAUUGGCGAGGCGAUCGCAGGCCUGGAGGAAGGGCUGGGCAUCGACGAGGUGGAUGCGAUGUUGGACGAGGCGACGGGGGGCGCGGUGUCGAGUCUGGAGGAAGCGCUGGGGGUCGCCGAUGUGGAGGCUGCGUUGGGGCUUGUGAAGAGGGGGGUGUGAAGGCGAUGGUUGUUGUCACGUGCACUUCAUGGACCCGUGGACCUGUGCAGGUACGAGCAGCUGUUACACUCAUGUCCAGACCAAGUUGUAGACUGCUAU
Paraphaeosphaeria sporulosa is the source of this 531-nucleotide messenger RNA. RefSeq lists its product as uncharacterized. Bases 1 to 432 code for a protein of 143 amino acids. Lineage: Eukaryota; Fungi; Ascomycota; Dothideomycetes; Pleosporales; Didymosphaeriaceae. The record is from RefSeq and is a predicted model, not a curated record. The transcript has 3 exons.